Molecule: messenger RNA, 5135 nt
Organism: Parus major (Great Tit)
Lineage: Eukaryota; Metazoa; Chordata; Aves; Passeriformes; Paridae
Product: zinc finger protein 638-like
Exons: 3
Coding region: 1313-3094 (593 amino acids)
Source: RefSeq, a predicted model, not a curated record
AUUGGGCUGGGAUCUUGGCAAGGAAUUCCCAGAUUUCCUGUGGAUCCCUGGGAAUGCCCAAGGCUGGGCUGGACAUUGAAACUCGGAUCUGUCUGGGAUUGGGGAAAUAUCCCUGAUCUGGGGGUGGGAUUGGAUGGGAUCCAAGGUCCUUUCCCACCCAAACCAUUCCACGAUCCUGGUGCCUGAUUUCCGUCGGGUGUUCCCGGUCCCUGCCGUGCUCUCCCUGUCCCGGCAGCGGCGCUUCCCAAAAUAAUCCACCAGGAAGAGGAGGAAGGUGAAGCUCUCCCCAGACCGUUGUUUCCUCCAUCUUGGCAUUUCCUUCGGAGUUCUCUGGAGCUCCCACGGCCCUUCCCAGAACCCCAGACUGGUUUGGGUGGGAAGGGACCUCCGAUCCCAUCCGAUGUCACCCCCUACCACAGAUGGGAACGUUUUCCAUAAACCAGCUCAUUCCAAGUUUUUCCCAACCUGGAUCCCAUCCCUGAGGUGAGUCCCGGCUAUCCCUGGGAGAUUCAGCAUUGGGAAAUAACCCGGAGAGGUAAAAACUCAUCCCGUGGGAAUCGGGGGUUUCAUUCCCAUCCUUCGGGAGAUUCCCGAUCCAUGGAAUUAAGGUUGGUGCUGAUCCUUUCAUGGUUGGCUUCGGCAGCGUUCCAAGUGCUUCCCACAGGGAUUCAGAGGGAAUGUUUGUCCUCUGGAGCUGGGAAUUCCGGAGGAAACACGAACGGAAAGGCAGGAGGUGGCUCUGGAACCUCCGGAACGAACUCGGCUUCGCGCGCAGCUCCCGUUGAAAUCCGGUUCUGUUUAUGGAGGGAGGAGGAAUGUCGGGAGAGAGCCGGAAUUUUGGGAAUGCUGUCUGGUGGGAAUCUGGCUAUUGUUGGUUUGGAGAGGAUUGAUAGGAUUCAUGUUUUUCCUGGGGGCCUGAGCAGUUUGUACAACCCCAAAUCUCACACCCGGAUGGGAACAAACUGCGGGAAUUGUGUUGGAAAAUCCUCCUCUCCCGCUCCUGUGUUUGGUCGUUCCCUGUAAGGUUUGUUCCUUGAGCUGUGAACUUCUGCUCAUGGAAAAAAAUUCCACCCGGAAUCAGCUCGGGAAGCCAAACCCCGUGACGGCAUCGGCGAGACGAGAACCUCGGGAAUUCAGGAAUUCAGCGCGGAGCCUCGGGAACAGCCGGGAAAACUGGAAAACCUCAAGAAGAAUCCAACUCCAGGAGACAACAGAUGGACAAUGGGGAAAACGAGGAAUUCCCGGCUUUGGAGCUCUCCUGGUUUGGGCUGGGACGAGGUUGGGAUUUUGGGAAUGAGGAUGGGAAGCGCUGAUGUCGCGGCCGCAGAUUUGUCCUCGCCCUAAAUCGGAAUUUUCCGGUGUCCCCGAGGAGCCGCACAAGGACUCGGAUUUUUCCCGGUCUCCGUCUCGGACGGGGCUCGGAGCAGCGUGGGAUAACGGGAGCUUUGUGUUGUUCUUGGAAAGUUUGGCACCACUUGUGAAUUCCCUGAACCUUGGCCUUGCCGGCCCCUUUGUGUCGGGCCCUCCUCCUCCUCCUCCUUUUCAGCUUGCCCAAAUUCAGACCCACGUGGCUCUCCGGCGCGGCGGGCGGGCACCUCCCCACGCUGGCGUCCGCCGGGCAUUGCUGAAAGACGCAAUGUUUAACCCCAGAGGAACCUUGCCCCCGAGGCCCAGAGGACCCAACCCGGAGGGCGCCAAAACGCCACCGGCGGCUUUCGGGGCCGCGGGCGCCGCGGGGCCGCCCAGGAAAGCGGCGCCCGCCACGCCCCAAGGAGCGCCCCAAAGAUUCUCGGGGCAGGAGGCGCUGCAGUGGACGGGCUCGCAGAGGAUCAACGUCCGCGUCACGCUGCACAGGGCCGACCCCAGGAAGGUCAAGGAGAAGAGCGGCCUGCACCCGGAGCAGAAGGGAGAUCCGCGCGCCAACCGCUGGGACGGCGGCCCCUGCCCCGCCGGGCCCAAAGCGCCCGGCCCGGUGCCGGUUCUGGAGCAGAAUUCCAACCCGCAGAACCGCUACACGCCCGAGAGCGCCUCCAGCAUUUUAGCGAGUUUCGGGCUGUCCAACGAAGACCUGGAAGAGCUGAGCCGCUAUCCCGACGAUCAGCUGACCCCCGAGAACAUGCCCAGGAUCCUGCGGGAGAUCCGAAUCCGGAAGAUGGGCCACGCCGUGCCCGUCCUGCACGCCGCGAGCCGCGGGGAGGAGCCGGUGGGCGAGAGCGGCGGCGCCGUCAAGGGCAAAGUCAUCGACUACGGCCACGCCAGCAAGUACGGCUACACCGAGGACCCGCUGGAGAUCCGCACCUACAACCCCGAGGCGCUGCCCGAGGAAGCGCCGGAAGCGCCCGUCUACAACGCCGACGGCUCGAGCGCGGAGAACCGCGAGGAAUUCCAGCGGGAGCAGAGCGUGCCGGUGGCCGUCCCGCCGCCCAACGUGCCGUGCGGCCCCGCCUUCCCGGCCGAAGAGCUCGUCAAGCUGCCGGCGUUUCCCGGCGAUUCCUCGCCCGCUCCGCCGUUUUUCCCGGCCGAGCCGCCGGCCAAGGUGCCGGUGCUGUGCAGCGCCGCUCCCGCCGCGCUGCCGGCGCCCAAGCCGGCGUCGCAGCCGCCGAUGCCGCCGGUGCUGCCGCCCAUGCUGCCGGCGCUGCUGCCCGCGCCGCUGCCGCAGCCCAUGCUGCCGCCGGGGAUGCCGCCGCUGGUCCAGCCGCCCGUGUCCCAGCACGUGCUGCCGCCCUUGACGCCUCCGCCCUUCUCGGCCGGGCUCUUGGCCGCCAUCAGCCAACACGAGCAGAAACAACGCGACACCGGCACCGCGCAUGGCGCCGCCCACGCCCACACCGCAUCCUCAGCGGGACACAAACCCUUCCACAAAUCCUUCCAGCUGCCGGCAGAGGAGCCCAUCAAAUCCCCGUUCGGGGUGGUGAAGGCGUCCUGGCUGCCCGUGUUCCCGAAUUCCCAGAAGAACAAACGCCUGCCCACCCCGUCCAUGAUGAACGACUACUAUGCCACGUCGCCGCGAAUAUUCCCACAUUUGUGUUCUCUGUGUAACCUUGAAUGCACUCAUAUGAAGCAUUCCAUGAUUCCGGGAACCGACAUCGGAUGAAGAUUCCCAACGAGGAAAACCUUCCCAAUCCAACAAAAUUCCAACGGCGGAUUCCGAGGUCGGGCAUCGGCGCCGAGCUCUUUUCCCACAGAUCCUUUUAAUCCGUUCCCCAUGGGAAGAGAAGAUCCAAACAUCAUCCCUCCAACUUGGCCAAAAUUCCUGGAUUUUCUGGAAUUCCUGGAAAAGCUGAAUUUUCCCUGGAAAAAAAAACAACCUGGAUUUAAUUUUUUUACAGAUUUGUUCCAUUUUAAGGUGGAUUUUUUAUAAUUUUUUUUGCUUCAAAAGCCACAAAUUUUGGUGUUUCCCACCUGUAUCCAUGGGAAUUUUUUUUUUAUGGAAAAAGGAUGGUUUGAAACUUUGAAUAUUGGGAAUUUUGGGAAAAAAUUGUGGGAAUUUAUGGAAAUUUGAGGUUGGGGAAGCAAAGGAAUUUGAUUUGGCCUGGUUUUUAUCUCGGGCAGAAAGGGACGCGCUGAGAGGUUGGAUUCGGAAUUUUGAGGGAUUUUCCAGCCUCAGGAAUUCCGGGAAUGUUCCCGUGGGAUCCUCAGGGUUGGCUGUGAGGAAGUGAGGCCACACCAAGGUGGAUUUUUGGGAAUUAAAAUCAGAAUUUGAGAGAAAAAUCCACGCUCAGGCCGAGUAUUCCCAAAAAUCUUUGUGUCCUGGAUGGUUUUUUAGGGAAAAAUUCCGGAUUUUGCUGCGGGAUUGGCGGGGUCCGACCCCACCGCUGUUCCCUUUCAAUUCUAAUUUCCCAAAUCCUCAAAAUCUCCGAGGAUUUUAUGGAUUUCUGAUCAGAAUCACAUCCCAAAGCAGGAUUUGAGGGGUUCCUCCCUCUCCAGACACCUCCCGUUCCGGAUGAAGCGGAUUUUCCCGGGAUAACAACGAUUCCUUCAUCCUUAAUCCCAUCCCCUUCGGAAUGAAGUGGAUUUGAAGUGUUCCCAGCACAAGGAAUGGGAUUUAUCCUUGUUUUUAUUCCCAAAAAUCCCUUCAAAAUCGGGAUCGACGCCUCCUCGGACCUGGAAUCUGCAAAAUCUUUGGGAUUUUCUGUUUUCCAUGAAGAUUUACCCCCGGAAUUCCUUCGUUGGAAUUGCUCCGUUGUCUUCCAGGAUUUCUCGGUGCUGAUCCAUGAAGGAGAGGGAUGGAAUUAGGGAAGGGUGGGAAUAUGGAGGAGUUUGGAUGGAAUUUUGGGAUCAUCCUUUCCAUUCCAUGAGAAUUCCAUGGGUAAAAUAUUCCCGAAGAAUUGAAAUGAGCGGGAAUGAGGCAAAAAGGAGGAAAAUCCAUAAAUCCAGAAGGUUUUGGUUGAUGAGGACUCAGCAAAGAGGAGAAGAUUCCCAAAAAAUCUUGGAUCCCUCCUUGGCACCGCGGGAUUGGAAUUCUAAAUUCCCUUUUCAUUCCCGAGUUUUCCUUGAGGAACAAUUUUGGUUUCUCCCGGUUAAAUCCUGGAAAAAUCUGGAUCCUUGGGAAUAGGAUUGUUUAGGCCUGGAAUUAGGGAAAAACCCACUUGGAAUGUUGAAAUUGCCGCUUUAUCCUGGAAUUAUUCCGUCAUCCCGACUUUUCCCAUCCGUUAUUUUCCCGAUUAUCCCAGAUUUUAUCGGAUUUUGUGCCGUAAGAGCAGCCGGGAGUGAAUUUUUUUCCCGAGGAUAUUUAAUAAUUCUCACGGCUGAUGUUCCACCUCGAAGAAUUCCAGAGUUUUCCAAGGAAUGUCCCUUCUCCAUAAAAAACCGUCUCAUUUUUUUCCCAGCUCCCUGUCGAUAUUCCCAAUAAACCCCAAAUUUAGGGAAUUUUUUUUAGGGAAUUAAAUCCCAUUUUUGUCGGAUUUUUAAACGCUAAACGAGCCUGGAAAAACAUCCCAGGUUGGGUUAAUUAAUUGAUUAAUUAAUUGACUUAAUUCACUGACUUAAUUGAAUUAAUUACUUUAAUUAAUUGAUUUAAUUGAGGUUUCUGUAGCGCUGUGAAUCAGCUCUUUUCAUCUCUUGCCCAAAUUCCAUGGAAAUUGGACUUUUCCGAGGGAAAAGUGGGCUGGAAGGAGAAGGAAGCGGCGGCUCCC